Messenger RNA from Protopterus annectens (West African lungfish), 6154 nucleotides. RefSeq names its product coiled-coil domain containing 30 (gene CCDC30). Bases 1496 to 6154 code for a protein of 1552 amino acids. Lineage: Eukaryota; Metazoa; Chordata; Ceratodontiformes; Protopteridae. The transcript is spliced from 29 exons. The record is from RefSeq and is a predicted model, not a curated record.
UGGUUUCCCCAUUUUUCCAGCGUAUUGUAUACACGAAGAGCAAUGUGUUUCCGGUUCAGCAAUAAUAGGCAUCCGUCUUUAAACAGAAAUAUAAGCUAGUUAUUCAUCCUACAUGUAACUAGACCCAAACACUCACACACAAACUUAUUUUUUUAUUAAUUUUGUAAAAGGCGAGAUAUGCUGUCAACUGAGUAGCAAAGGUUGUUUUUAAAUUACGCUAACUUAUGAUGUAUCAUCUGGCUGUGAGUCGAGAUUUAGUCAAUUUAUCCAGCUGUGUAAUAAUGUUUUAAGUGCAUAUAUCUGGCUCUCCUCUCCCAUUGAUAAUGUCGAGUUUUAGUUUAGGCCAAUAAUGGAAACAUUUCAAUAUGUGGGAAUGUUUUGGACUCUACUCCAAACUGGACACGUCCACGUGGAUUUUCCAAUCAAUGAAAUAAAAAAACAAAAUAUUCGGGAAUGUUUUUCGCGAGGGAACAGUUAGCUGAAUAAACUAUUCCUUUAGCUUUCUCGGGUGAAAUUCGUAGCUUCCUAUAACUGUUUUCUAAAAUAUUUUACGGAACUUGAAGGGUUUCUUUCCUACAGUGAAUUAUUCAGUACUAUAAGUACAUGCACGAUUUUGUUUUCUUCUCAUUAUUUCCUAUAUUUUGCCAUUAUGUAUUCAACUAGAUACUCAUUCCCCCAAGACUUCGAGCGGGUGGUACACGCCGUUGCUUUGGUACCUUAUGGCCUCAAACUAUUUGUUGUUGCUAAUGCCGGUUAUGGUACGUUCGGGAGUGAAUUUAAUAUCUAACGGUCUGUACGAGGUUGUUUAGGGAUGUUGGAGUGGCUGUCCUGUGAACGGUAUAGAACAAGUUUCGGUUAAAUGCUUUACAGUUUUGGUGUUUGGCCAGAUACAUUGAGUAGUGAAAAAGCGGGGAUGUACGUUAGAAGUAGAAAUACUGUCAGUCGAAAGGGAAGAUAGACAACUGGUAACAACGGCGUAUGGAAGGACCGUAGCAUAAGUGAAGGUGCAAUCGCUGGAGAUCGACAGUCCUUAUUCCUCAGUAGCUACAAGCACCCAUCAAAACGUUUUUCUCUUGUUAAUUAACUAAGGAGUAAACUAUGCCCUUUACUCGUUUUGUUGGCAUUUCGCCCAAGACAAAUGGCUCAAACAAAAGAAUGCAAUCCAGCGGACUUGAAUAGUGUCUAAUACUAUAUUUAAUUCAAUGUACUCUGUAUUAAUUUAGUUACUUGUGUUGUCUUUACCCUGAAAUCUCAUUUCUGUGAUACUUUCUGGUUUGGAUACUUAAAUCGUACGAUUGUUGAAGAAAAUCACCCGUGGCACUUGUCAUUUUCUUUUCAAAAUACAGUGUUACCCCUGAACCUUUUUGUUCUUCUGGAGGAGGCUGAGCUUGAAGAUAUUGUGCAGAGACUUAAGGAAGAUGGUCUUAAUCCUGUUGCCAGUGCAGAUGAACGUCUUCGACAUCUUUGGCGCCUUUACCAGCGCUGUGAUGGAUGCAUGCGCUCUGCCAUGCAGGAUCUGGAAGAACUAAGAAACCAGAAAGGAGCAAACAUGGCAGAGGAGGAAAUAGAAUUAGAAUAUAUUAUCCAGAGGCUUAAGGAAGAAGGCCUUAAUCCCAGUGCCAGUGUAAAUGAAUGUCUUCUCCACCUCUGGCAUCUUUACCAGCACUGUAAUGGGAGUAUGCAGUGUACCAUGCAGGAUUUGGAAGAGUUAAGGCAACAGCAGGCAGCAGAGAUGAAAGAGGUGGAGAAUUAUGUAGAUCAUAUUCGUAAACUCUCAGAGGGAAGUGAAGCAAUGAUAGCAGAAUAUGAAGGGGAAAAUAAAAAACUCAAAAUCAAACUCCAGCAGCUGCAGCUGGAGCAAGAGGCCCAGAUAAAAGAGGUGGAGGAGAUGCUAAACCAGGAGGGACUAUCUGAAAUUGAACGUAGUAGUCCUAGUGAACAAAUAGCUUAUCUACUAGUGGAAAGAGCUACUCUUCUAGAGAAACUAGAAGCAGCAGAACGGAAAUUGGAUUCCCAGAGCUACACAGGCAGUUUACGUGAAACACAACUUCAGGAAGAGUUAGACCAGAUGCAUCAGACAUUGGAAGAUGAACUGAGGCAGCAGCGGGAAUCAAUGCAACAUACCAAAGAGGCAAUGAAUAAGGAACUGUUGUCUCCCUCCCCGAACCCUUGGAAGAAGUUGUUUGGACUCCGAAAAGCAGCAGACAGCGUCUCUUCAGACGCUUCAGGUCACAAUGAGGAGCUGGAGAAGGAACGAAAGUUAAGGGAGCGUCUUGAGAGAGACUUGGAUGAAGCUGCUCACCGAUUGCAGAUGUCUCAUGAGGAAAUAAGGAGGCUGACAGAUGAGCUUGACAUGGAGAGGAAGUGUCAAGACCGAACUGACCCAACGCUGGAAGUUGCUCGAGAAGAAAUUGAAAGGCUGAGGGAAGAAGCGAACAAACUGAAGAAUACUGACUUAUUUGAGCUUCAGAAAGCCAAAGAACAUAAUGCUAAACUUGACAAAGAAAUUCUAGUAUUACGGAAUCGUGUCCGAUCUCUUGAUUCAGAACGGAAAGCUCUUUUAGAACAGAUACAUGGUGGUGAGAUGGUGAAGUGGAAAACAUUAUCCCUUACUAGUGCAACGCAGUCAGGAAGCCGAAGCCUACAGCAGGAGAAUAAUGACGAAAAACUCCAUAAGAGGUGCCAACAAGAAAUAGAAGAAAAAGAAGCACGUAGUCAGGAGAUGCAGUAUAAACUGCAGAAGCUAAUUCAUGAACAUGAAGAAUUGAUUGAGAGGAAUGAGGAACUUGAAUCUAUUCUUGGUGAGACCCAGAAUCAAACCAAGCAAGAAAGAGAGCGCUUUGAGUGUGAGAUUGAAGGACUGCAUAGAAAGGUAAUAACGGGAUACAGCCCAGGGAUUUGCAAGCCCAUUCCAGACCUCUCGAGUUUCUAUCACCAAAGUUUUCUUCUCCCAAUGAAGAGAACAAAGGCAGUGCUCUAUUGGCUUUAUUUACAUUGUGAUGACGUCUUAGGUUUAGAGUUGGAGUUAAUAAAAGUGAAGAAGAAGCAUCAAGACAGCAAUGCAGAGGGUCAAGAAUUGCCUGCUGAACUCAAGAAAGAAAAAGAACUGCAGCAGUUGUUGAAGAAUAGCCAAGAAAAGUUGGAAAUUCUCGAGAGCAGACUGACAGAGGAAGCUGAAUGGCGAAAACAGUUGGAAUCUGAUCUGAAUUCGGCACAAAGCACUUUAAGAAAAGAGAGACAGGAGCUGUACCAGUCAAGGGUGGAUUUUGAUUUCUUACGCAAAGAAACUGAAACUAUAAAGGCAGCAGCUUCUGAACGGGAUUCUUUGAAAGAGGAAGCUAAAAGGCUCAAAGAAGAAAAUUACUUGAUAAAAUGCAAGGUUUCUGAGGUAGAAGAAAAAUGCAGGCAGCUUGAAGACUCCCUGGCUGAACAAUGUCAUCUCUCAAAAAUCACAGCUGAGUCCUGUUCUGCAAAGAAAAUAACAAACUUGACAGCUACAGCUAAAGUAGAGCAUCAAGAGCAGCAGUUUCAGCAAAUGGAAAAAGAGAGGUGUGCACUCCAAAAUGAACUAUCAGAGAAGCAUGUGAAACUUGAGGCCUUAGAAAAAGAAGUUGAUGUUCACAAGAGAGAUAAGCAGCAUUUGCAAGAAGAAAUUAAUCAGCUGAAGCAGAAGGUCAGCUACACACAACAGCAGCUGAAGAACAGCCAGGGUGAAACUGAGGCACUUCUGCAACAGUCAAUCAAUGCACAGACACAGCUUCUUAUCUCACAAAGCUCUGCAGGUGUAAAAGUUGAAAAUGCAAACCAGUCGUGGGAGACACUCCAUCAACAAAAAGAAGAUGAGCUGAAGCAGUUGCAACAGCACCUACGUCGUGUGCAGAACUUGUGUAGCUCUGCUGAGAAGGAACUCCGAUAUGAACGUGAAAAAUGUUUGGACCUGAAAAAACAGAAUAUGCUGUUGCAGCAAGAUAGUAUAAAGCUAAAUUCUGAUCUGAACUCAUCCCAGUCUAAGCUGUCUGCACAAGAUCAAAAUAUUGUAGCUUUAAAAGCAGAAUUGGAGCACAGUAAAAUACGUCUCAAAGAACUAGAACUGGAAGUGGUUAGACAAACUCAAAAUGCCAAACAGCUAAAGAAUGGAGAAGAGAAACUUAAUGCUGAGAAAUCCAAAGUUAUUGAUGCAGAGAAAAAGGUGUUUGAGCUGCAGCAGCAGCUGAAAAGUACCCAGCACCAACUGUGCCUGUCUGAAACUCAAAUAAAGGUGAAAGAGCAGUUAGAAGAAGAUGUGCAAGUGAGCAAGGAGAAUAUAGCAUGUCUUAGGGUGCAUCUUCAUGAAGAACUGCUUCAAAGAAAACUACUUGAACAAAAUGUUGAUGAGCUGCAGCAGCAGAUAAGAGCUCUUCACACCAAAGAGGCACGUCUUUCAAAAUCUAAUACUGAACUGCAGCUUCUUCUUCAGCAACAAGAGACUCGCCUUAGAAUUAUGGCAGAUGAAAAAGAAACUGCAUCAGAUGAGCAUCUUAAUAGCCAAAAAGCCAAGCAGAAGCUUCAUGAACAGUUGUCAACCUGGCAGCAGGAGUCUGAAGGUUUGCAAGAAGAACUACAGAAUAUCCUCAAACAGCUUGAUUCACAUAUGCGAAAAUACAAUGAGAAACAAAGUCGGCACAAGGCCAAACUCCGAAGAGCCAAAGACGUUUUUGUCAGAGAAAUGAAUCAGAGAGAGAUGAGAAUGAAACAGCUGGAAAAUGAUCUCACAUUAACAAAGGUUCUAGCAGAAAAGGAGCAGAAUUGGAACAAGCUGAUUACUGCUGAGAAUGAUAAACUUCUUUUGGAAAAGAGAGAACUUUUACAGAAAUUCACCGAAAUGGAUGAGGUAACUCGAGCCAAUCGUCAGACCAUUUCCACUUUGCAACAAAGAGUACAUUAUCUAGAAGAAGAAAACCAACAGCUACAGGAAAGGAUCCUCCGACUGACUACCCAGGUUGGAGAACUAGAGCGUGCUCUAAGGAACAUGCCAUAUUUCAAUUUAGAGGAAAUGAAGAGAGUUUGUUCAACAGAAUUUUUGUUACUGAGUGGGAGUAGACUACCAUCUCCAAAUACAAGUCAUUCGCAAGGCUGUAAUGAUUCAGGCAGCCUGGUGGACACCAACGAGUCUAUUCCUUGUGCCCAAGGAAGUCCCAAGGAGACCCGGAGACCAAUGAUGACAUCACGGACAGAUACGGAGGGUGAAGGUAGCGGCUCAAACCUUAAUGUCGGUUUUGGAGAACGCUCGACCAACCCGGUUUGUGGUGGACUACAAAAAGAAAAAGGUCCGGGUAAAUACAACUCCUUGGAUGCGUAUAAGAACAUUUCCUUUUCGGAAUGGCUUGGCAAAUCAUUUACUGUGACCAUGCAGGAGAAAGAAAAAGAAAGAACUGGUACGAUUAAUUACAGCUAUAAGGAAAAAUGUAAGCUACUAGAAACUGAGUUAUUUAAAUACAAAAGUUUGUGUUUAGAGAACUGGUACUUGACGCGAUGCGUCGAACAAAAUAUUGUACCUAAAGGACUGAGGUUGAACAAAUACCCCAAUAACAUACGGGGGAAUGAAAAGUUAUUUAAAACGAUAUCUGAUUUGCUAAAUGAAUGUGGUAUUUCUAUUUUGAAAGUAAUGAUUAGUAGUAACACUGAAAUAAUAGAAGAUAUUAAAUCACGCAUUGACGUUUUGCAGUCAGACAUUACUAAAGAUUUAUUUUUUACGCUGCAGGAAUACAAGGACUUGUACUGUAAAGUGCUCCAUGAUGUAGAUGUCAAUAUAUCCAAAAAUCAUAAGCAGAAGUUAGGUAAAAUUGAACGUGAUUUACACGACUACAGGGAAGGUAAGGCAUAUACGGAUCCAGGAAAAUUUUACAGGAGGAAGUACUAUAAUGGAAAUGGGUUUAAUGGCAAAAAUGGAGUUGAUAGAAGUUUCCCAGCACCUGGAGUGUGUGACACCCUUGGUAUUUUGGAGGUAAUCCAGCGAGUGAAGUCCAUGGAGCCAGCAGAUAGCUUAAAGUCAUCCUUCUCCACCUCACGCUCACAACAUUCAGAAAUGGGAUACCUUAAUCUAACUUCACCUAUGGCAGAGGCAGGAUUUUGUAAUCAGGAGGAGGGUCAUAGCUCAGAGAGUGAAGACGUAUAA